AUGGUAGUUAGGCUUCAAUCUGUAGACAGACAGACAGAAAAAGAUGCUCUGCGCAUGCGCAAAGGACUAAGGUUGGAAUGGAAAGGAACAGCAAUGGACUUUGUUACCGCCAAUAUAACUUCGGCAGUUUCCCUCUUAUAUCUGUCGAAAUUGCCUAACGCUGUAAGAGCCAAAUUUGAGAAUUCUUUGGGCCCUGACGACUUACCUGCUUUUGACCACCUGAUGAAAUUCAUUUCCAACCAAGAAAAAUCGCUGGAGGUAACCGCCAUCAAUGAGGUGAGCGAACAGUUAUCUAGUGCUAGUUACACCGCUAUACCAACCGCAAAAGUGAAGACUGAAGAUCAUUCACAAGUAGUAAAACCGCAAUUUACUGAAAACAAAAGUGGCAGCAAUCUGUGUGUACUAUGCAACAUUCCUCAUCCAUUGUACAAAUGUGAGCGCUUUAGGAAGGAACCUAUCAACAAACGAAUGGAUAUUGUCAAGCAAAACCACAGAUGCUUCGGAUGCCUCGGGUCCCACCUCAAAGCCAAAUGCAAUUCACUGUCCUCUUGUCGUGCAUGUAAAUCAAUCCAUCACCAUACCCUGCUAUGCAAAAAUAAUGAGAGUUCACAAUCCUUUUUAAUUGCUGAACGCCGACCAGAUCGCUACCCUUCUGGCUCUCAUAAUAGGCCUACCAUAUCUAGUUACCAACCAGCUUCCACCUCUGGAGGUGCUAGCUGUCGCUCCCCGCCACCAGGAUUUGAACCAAUGUCAACACAGCGGUUUACCGAUGACAUACACUCAUCACAAUAUGUAAGUAAUUCAUGUUGUACCGAUUCGAGAAUCCCGCAAAACACGGCCAGUCCCUCACGGUCUUCUUCGUCACCUUUUGGCACAGCGCCUGUGACCAAUAUCUCAACCCCAACCCGCAGUUCAUCCACCGGCAUGCCGGACACCUUCAGUGGCUGUGCACAAGUGAAAGCUGUACACGCUUCUGCUUUACUGGGCACCGCUAUCGUUGCCGUUGUUGAUCAAUACAACCGAUCACAAUUACUACGUGCUGUAUUGGAUUGUGGCUCCAUGAGAUCGAUUAUCACUACCCGAGCUGCCCAGCAACUUGGUAUCACCAUCAUGCCCGCACGCAUUCAGAUUAAUGGUAUCUCUGAACAAGCGACCGCUGUAAAAGGUACCACUCAUUUGACACUGCUAUCUCGACCGCAGUUUAACACCUUUCUCCAAACUGAAGCCCUUGUCUUAGAGCAAAUAGCUGGUGACCUACCCGCUUUUCCAAUCAGCAGUGAGCUCAAAACCUCACUUUCACUUUUGGAUCUCGCUGACCCUGGUUUUGACCAACCCAAUAGGAUAGACCUCUUGAUUGGAGCUGACAUUUAUCCUAAUGUAUUUGUUUCUUCCGCCAAUGCUAUUAUACCAGGAAAUCCCGCUGCCUUCGCCACUAUAUUUGGCUAUGUUCUGAGUGGAAAGCUAAAUAUUGAGGACUCGCCUGCUCCGCUUCAUCAGAUGCAACUUAUCUGCACCAUGUUUGCCCGCGAAGAACCGCUUGCUGAGGUCAUGAACAAGUUUUGGGAGACUGAAGAUGUCCAAAUAAAUGCGAAACUCUUAUCACCUGAAGAUGAACUCUGUGAACAGCUCUAUGAGUCCACUACCUACCGCAAUGAUGAAGGCAGAUAUGUAGUCGCACUCCCCUUCAAGCCUAGCGCGCCUGUUCUUGUUUCAAACCGCAAGCAAGCUUAUCGAAGUCACCUUGGAUUAUUAAAACGCUUGGAAAAUUCUUCGGAACUAAAGAAGAAAUACGACAACUUCAUGACAGAAUAUCAUGAGCUUGGCCAUUUGGAACUUGCCAAAUCCGCUUCUGACUAUGUGAUUCCACACCAUGCAGUUUUUAAAAAUAAGGACCCCACUCAGAAAAUCAGGGUGGUGUUUAAUGCUUCCAGCAAGGAUAUCAAUGGGCAUUCACUAAAUGAGAAUUUGUUACCAGGGCCAAAACUGCAGUCCAAUAUUAUUCAAGUAUUGACCAAAUUCCGCACUUACAAGUACAUUGUCCUUUCUGAUUGCAAGCAGAUGUAUCGCCAGAUUUUGUUAAGGCCUGAAGACUGCCGUCACCAACAUGUUUUUUGGAAACCUAAUUAUCAUGAACCUGCAAAAGAAUUUGAACUUAAAACCGUAACCUAUGGGCUUACUUCCAGUGCUUAUUUAGCGCAACACACAUUGCAACAACUUGUCAAGGAUGAAGGAGAAGCAUUCCCUCUGGCAAGUAAAGUUUUAACAAGUCAAACUUAUGUUGAUGACCUGCUGGGAGGAAGUAACAAUUUUUCUGAAGCACAAACGCUUAUUUCUGAACUGAUUGAGUUAUUGUUGCUUGGCUCCUUUGAACUUCUGAAAUGGAACUCUAAUACUCCUGAAUUGAUCGCUAACUUGCCUGCAGAAUUUUUGGAAAAUCAAGAUUGUAUGUUUGAUGACAACGCUACUGCAAAAGUUCUUGAAAUUGUCUACAGCCCGCUCGCGGACAACUUUCGCUAUUUCAUUUCUCCUUUUAAUGGGCAAAUCACUAAAAGAACCGUUCUAUCAUUCAUCGCUCGAGUCUACGACCCCCUUGGGUGGCUCACUCCUCUCAUAAUGCUGUUCAAGCUAUUCAUGCGCACGCUGUGGUUCCAGCAAUUAGCUUGGGACACUGAGGUUCCAGCCUCACUUCGAGCUCAUUGGGAGCUGAUUACCGCUGAAAUUUCCCGUUUGGACAAUGUUGUAAUCCCGCGUUUACUCGCCUGUAACCGCUCUACUACCCGGCUGCUUGGAUUCGCCGAUGCCUCCGAAAAGGGGUUUGCUGCUUGUAUAUAUAUUCAUGAAGAGACUGAAAAUAGAUAUGUUAACUGCCGUCUCAUAGCCGCCAAAAGUCAUGUCGCCCCGCUGAAAACUAUGACAAUUCCACGCCUGGAAUUGAUGGGUUGUUUGCUGCUUGCUCGUUUACUAUCCGCCAUCUUACCUACGCUGUCCGAAUAUGAUUUACAAGAAAUUCGACUCUACACCGAUUCCAAGACUGCCUUGGAUUGGAUCAACACACCCACAUACAAAUUGCAGAUUUUUGUUGCCAACAGAGUACAGCAAAUUACUCAGUUAACAAAACUUGAGUCAUGGCAUCACGUUACUUCUGCUAACAACUGUGCAGAUAUUGCUUCGAGAGGCUUGACUCCCGCUGAAAUCGUCUCCUGCCAUGAUUGGUGGCACACUACCAAUGCGUUUCGUUGUCUCGCCACUGACUUUCCCGUGUCCAAUCAUCUUGUUUCCAACAUUGUACCUGAGAUGAAAACUAACCCGCUGUACAUUCUCGCUACUGUUGAAGAACCAAUUGAGAAUCGUUUGUAUACCGCUAUAGAACGUGUAUCCAAAUUUGGAAAGCUAUGUUGUAUUUUUGUCUACAUACUAAGAUUUGUCAACCGCAUCAAACCAGCCCGUUAUGAAUAUCGCUGCAAAAUAGUCAAACAGAUUGAAACCUGUGAAACGCCUGCCUCAAUUGACACCACCGCCUGUGAAGCUGAAAUAGCUAGAAAACUCAUUGUUCAUGUUGUGCAACGGGAUAAAUUUCAGAAGGAAAUAACAGAGUUGAAAGCUGGAGAAUGUCCUAAGCAUCUACUAACGUUAGAAACCGUACAUUGA
Messenger RNA from Nilaparvata lugens (brown planthopper), 3648 nucleotides. RefSeq lists its product as uncharacterized. The transcript is spliced from 2 exons. NCBI's taxonomy places the organism in Eukaryota, Metazoa, Arthropoda, Insecta, Hemiptera, Delphacidae. Bases 1 to 3648 code for a protein of 1215 amino acids. The record is from RefSeq and is a predicted model, not a curated record.